AUGCGGAGACACAAGCGCCGGCGCCGGAGACCCAAGGAACCAAAGAUUGAGCGGUCCUCUUCGUUCAGCAGCAUCACCGACUCGACCAUGUCUGUGAACAUCAUCCCCGUCACCCUGAACAUGGAGAAGUAUCAUUUCCUGGGGAUCAGCAUCGUGGGGCAGAGCAAUGAUCGGGGGGACGGUGGAAUCUACAUCGGCUCUAUCAUGAAGGGGGGGGCCGUGGCAGCCGACGGGAGGAUCGAACCCGGGGACAUGCUGCUGCAGGUAAACGAUGUGAACUUUGAGAACAUGAGCAACGACGAUGCGGUGAGGAUCCUGAGAGAGAUCGUCUGCCAGCCCGGGGUCCUGAGAGAAAUCGUCUGCCAGCCCGGGCCGAUCAGUCUGACUGUGGCCAAAUGUUGGGACCCGUCCCCUCGGAGCUACUUUACCGUCCCCCGCGCGGAACCGGUUCGGCCCAUUGACCCAGCUGACUGGAUCUCCCACACCACGGCUCUGACUGGACCCUUCCCUCACUACGAGUUCGAUGACCUGCCCCUCAGCGUCCACAAGAGCGACAUGGCAACCAUCGUCAAGGUGAUGCAGCUCACAGACUCGGGCCUGGAGAUACGAGACAGGAUGUGGCUGAAAAUCACCAUCGGAAACGCUGUGAUCGGUGCUGACGUGGUGGACUGGCUCUUCUCGCGAGUGGACGGGUUUAAGGACCGACGGGACGCGCGGAAGUACGCGAGCAGCCUGCUGAAACACGGCUACCUGAGACACACUGUCAACAAGAUCACCUUCUCAGAGCAGUGCUACUACGUGUUCGGAGACAUCUGCACCAACAUGGCCUCUCUCAAUCUGAACGAGGGCUCCAGUGGGGGGGCCUCUGAGCAGGACACGCUGCCCCCCCUGCCCCCCCCUCCUGCCUCCUCCAACCCCUGGCCUCUGGGGGGGCAGCCCUACCCCUACCCCGGCUUCCCCCCUGGCUACUCGGACCCCUGCCACAGCUUCCACAGCGGCAGCACGGGCAGCCAGCACAGCGGAGGCAGUAGAAGCAGUGGCUCCAAUCAGAGCGGAGGGAAAGGGAGGCGGAGCAAAGAGACAGAGCGCAAGCUGACAGGCAGCGGUGGCAGUGAAUCAGAGCCGGGGUCUCGCAGCGGGAGGCGGAGCCAGCACAGCCACCGGAGCCACACCCCUUCCCAGCACAGUGCAGGGAGCCACGCCCCUUCCCAGCACAGCCACGCCUCCUACACACUCAGCAGCCAUAGGACAUACUCCCACCACAGCCACGCCCCCUCCCACCACAGUGAGCGCAGCCACGCCUCCUCCCACGGUCCCCCAGGCCUGCCCCCCCCCUACAGCCUGGCCAAGCUCUCACCCAAGCUUGUGCUGAGCAGCGGGCCCCCGGGGGCCCCCCCCGUGCGAGAGCUGGGCUCCGUCCCCCCCGAGCUCACCUCCAGUCGUCAGUCCUUCCAGAGAGCCAUGGGAAACCCCUGUGAGUUCUUCGUGGACAUCAUGUGAGACAACGGGCCUGAGAAAGAGAAGCAGAGCAGACAGGAUGAGAGCAGAACAGAACGUCCCGGGAGCUGUGUGGAUCUCUCCCAGGACAAUGAGACCUUUCACAAAGCAGACAGGAUGAGAGCAGAACAGAACGUCCCGGGAGCUGUGUGCAUCUCUCCCAGGACAAUGAGACCUUUCACAAAGCAGACAGGAUGAGAGCAGAACAGAACGUCCCGGGAGCUGUGUGGAUCUCUCCCAGGACAAUGAGACCUUUCACAAAGCAGACAGGAUGAGAGCAGAACAGAACGUCCCGGGAGCUGUGUGCAUCUCUCCCAGGACAAUGAGACCUUUCACAAAGCAGACAGGAUGAGAGCAGAACAGAACGUCCCGGGAGCUGUGUGCAUCUCUCCCAGGACAAUGAGACCUUUCACAAAGCAGACAGGAUGAGAGCAGAACAGAACGUCCCGGGAGCUGUGUGGAUCUCUCCCAGGACAAUGAGACCUUUCACAAAGCAGACAGGAUGAGAGCAGAACAGAACGUCCCGGGAGCUGUGUGCAUCUCUCCCAGGACAAUGAGACCUUUCACAAAGCAGACAGGAUGAGAGCAGAACAGAACGUCCCGGGAGCUGUGUGGAUCUCUCCCAGGACAAUGAGACCUUUCACAAAGCAGACAGGAUGAGAGCAGAACAGAACGUCCCGGGAGCUGUGUGCAUCUCUCCCAGGACAAUGAGACCUUUCACAAAGCAGACAGGAUGAGAGCAGAACAGAACGUCCCGGGAGCUGUGUGGAUCUCUCCCAGGACAAUGAGACCUUUCACAAAGCAGACAGGAUGAGAGCAGAACAGAACGUCCCGGGAGCUGUGUGGAUCUCUCCCAGGACAAUGAGACCUUUCACAAAGCAGACAGGAUGAGAGCAGAACAGAACGUC
Messenger RNA from Acipenser ruthenus (sterlet), 2405 nucleotides. Its product is annotated as segment polarity protein dishevelled homolog DVL-1-like. Gene Ontology annotation, cellular component: cytosol. Bases 1 to 1500 code for a protein of 499 amino acids. Gene Ontology annotation, biological process: canonical Wnt signaling pathway; intracellular signal transduction. The record is from RefSeq and is a predicted model, not a curated record. NCBI's taxonomy places the organism in Eukaryota, Metazoa, Chordata, Actinopteri, Acipenseriformes, Acipenseridae. Gene Ontology annotation, molecular function: frizzled binding. The transcript is spliced from 11 exons.